CUUCGGUAAAUGAUACUCAUGCUUGCGUCUACUCAGAAAACUGCAACAUUUCUUCAUCAUUGACUUUGAAGAGAGUUUUUAUUUGAUCAAAAUGCAAAGGAUUCAAAAGAUUGUACUCUACUAUGUGUCACUCACGAUCUUGUAUCGCUUAACGUACUUAUUUGAUUUAGAUGAACCAUGGUCAACUUUACGUCCUUAUACACCUUAUCUAUUUAUUCUGGCAUUUGGCGCUCAUUUGGGUGUUACAUUGUUGUAUAAUGUUGCUACAACUCAUGAUAAACCUCAAGCUUAUGUGGAUUUAGUCAACGACAUUAAGGAAGCUCAAGAUGCUUUAAAAGCCAAGGGUCUCGUUAUUGAAGAAUAAACAUCCUUCCCUAGAUUGACUUUUUUGAACAACCAUCCACUGCGUACGCUUCCCUCUAUUAAGAAGUUUCUAGGAAUCGGGAGAAAAAAAACGUAUUCUAUUGCAGUGGUUUUCGAAAUCGGUAAUUAGUCUCAUCCAUCUUUCUUCAAUCUUACGAUUCUGGUCAGCUUAAUUGCAUCCAUUCAUAAUGUAGUGAAAUUGUUUCCAUUAUUCUCCUAUAAACAGCCAUAUCAACAUAAAGUUGCAGUCUAUGCAAUUAAUACACAUCUAUAUAUUCACAUAUAUUCCCUUAACCACUUGUGUAAAAAAAAAAAAAAGAAACCAUUUUCAACAGAAGAAGAAGAAAUCU
This is a messenger RNA of Schizosaccharomyces cryophilus OY26, 713 nucleotides long. RefSeq names its product dolichol-phosphate mannosyltransferase subunit 3. The transcript has 2 exons. Bases 92 to 364 code for a protein of 90 amino acids. Lineage: Eukaryota; Fungi; Ascomycota; Schizosaccharomycetes; Schizosaccharomycetales; Schizosaccharomycetaceae. The record is from RefSeq and is a predicted model, not a curated record.